AUGGGAUUGUUUGCUAAAUGGAAUGCUUUGCCUGUGAAGGCUAGAUACUACAUCGGUGGCUCCACCUUUUUGUUUGCGCUUAUUGGCGACUACGUCACCAGCAGGGUCAAUGACGAAGUGGUGGCCAGAAAGGAGGUCAUGGCCAAGUUGAACGAAAACGAGCAUGACAAUACCCAAAAUUAG
Molecule: messenger RNA, 183 nt
Organism: Suhomyces tanzawaensis NRRL Y-17324
Lineage: Eukaryota; Fungi; Ascomycota; Pichiomycetes; Serinales; Debaryomycetaceae
Exons: 1
Coding region: 1-183 (60 amino acids)
Source: RefSeq, a predicted model, not a curated record